AUCACUUCAUUAUCUUGAGAUGUAAUAAGUACUAACAUCCUUGGUUUGCUUUGCAGGCCUUGCUGCCCAUUAAACAGAUGUUUCAGGGUUCACUCAAAGUCAGGAGCUUUGUUCUGCUCAUCGUUUUCUUCUGCAUCUCCUUCGGUUACUACGGGCUGUGGAUGUGGUUCCCCGAGCUGUUUGCGAGACUUGAAAGCGGCGGCUCCCCCUGCAGGAACAUGUCGCUUCCACGUCCAAUGCAAAACCAAAGCUGUUAUCCGGUAAAGACAGCAGUGUACAUGGAGGGCUUCAUCAUCGCUGCGUCAAACUUACCAGGAAACCUCUUCACCAUUCUGAUGAUGGAGAGCACAGGAGGAAAGGUUCUGCUCUCCUGCAGCUUGCUGGUUUCCAGUCUGAGCGUCUUCCUCAUCUAUGUGGUCCAGACCAAGUACCAGAGUCUGAUCCUGUCCUGUGUCUUCAGUGGCGUGUCAGUGGUGGCCUGGAACGCUCUGGACGUGGUGGGAACAGAGCUCUACCCCACACAUCUACGGUCCUCUGCUCUUGGCUUCUUCACCGGAGUGGGCAGGGUGGCGGCAAUCAUGGGUAACAUAGUCUUCGGAAAGCUGGUGGACACAAACUGUUCCGUGCCGAUCCUGCUGGUGUCAGCGAUGCUUCUGACCGGAGGGCUGGUGGCUCUGCUGCUCCCGAAAACCAAGCAGAUGGAUCUCACCUGAUCGCUCUGACUCCGAAUCAGAGCAAAUGAGCUGGAUAAAUUAUUAGGUCCUCUUCUAGUGUCCUCAUGGAAGCAGACUGGAGGACUGCUGCCUUCACACGGCCUGUUUCUGCUCCAAGCUGUGCCUUCUGUCAUCUCUCCGUACCUUUUUGACGGUGCCUUAUUUAGAGUUGUCAAAAGGCAGCUGACUCUCUCUCCAGCUUCAAUUUCUCACUCAGAAGCGUAACGAGAAAAGGAAAUGCAGUCGUACUAUCAUUUUUUAUAUGUUGAGCAUAUGAGGAUUGAAAACCUCGGCAUAAGCAGCAAGUCGCAGCUUCACACAUCACAGACAUCUUUGUAAAGAUCGUCAGCAAGUGCAAUUAUAAUUCUUCUGUACUUCAAGUUAGUACAGUAAACGGUGUAGAGCUGGUAAACGGUGUAGAGCCGGUGUAGAGCCUUUAUCAUUCAACAACUCUCCUGUAUCUUCUGUUUUUCUCUAUUAUUUAAACUCCAGCAGCAACUCAAGAUUAUUUUCAUAAUCAGUGUAGCUGCUGUUUCUUUUGGCAAUAAAUUGACUGUUUCAUCUUUUACAUUAAACUAUUAAGAAAAUCACAACUA
Messenger RNA from Labrus bergylta (ballan wrasse), 1309 nucleotides. The record is from RefSeq and is a predicted model, not a curated record. NCBI's taxonomy places the organism in Eukaryota, Metazoa, Chordata, Actinopteri, Labriformes, Labridae.